Messenger RNA from Paramecium tetraurelia, 810 nucleotides. RefSeq lists its product as uncharacterized. The record is from RefSeq and is a predicted model, not a curated record. NCBI's taxonomy places the organism in Eukaryota, Ciliophora, Oligohymenophorea, Peniculida, Parameciidae. The transcript has a single exon.
AUGAAUUUAGAUGAAUAAACAAAAGAGUUUUUAAUAUCAGGUUUUAAAAGCUACGUUUGUUGUUUAACUAAAACCAAAAAUGUAUUUAUUCCAAUAGAAAGCACUCAAGAAAUUACUCUAUUUAGAUAUGAAAAGUAUUGGAAAAUCCUAAAUGAUCAAAAUAAUGCUCUUAAUAAGAGGAUAACCAAAUUCUAUUUUAAAAAUUACCAAUAAAUUUAAACCACUCUUGAGAAACAAAUAAUCUGCUCGGUACAUCGUUUACCAGUAAAACUCCAUCAAAAGUAAAACAAAAGAAAUAUAUUUCAUAAAAUAAGAUUAAGCAAAUAAGAAAAUGAAGGCAGAAAUUCUAGGACAUUUUAAGAUGGGUUCUAGACUGAUAAAGAACCCUAUGUGGGGAAUUCUGUUGGCAUAGAAUCAUAAGGUGAGAUAUUUUCUCAUUUAAAGAACAUUGUACUGUCUUCAUCUAAAACAAGAGAGUAAAAAUCAAAUUAUGAGAAUAAAAAAUAUAUUCUUAGAGAUAGUUAAAUUCGAAAUGAACAUGAGAUGAUUUAAAGUUAAUUGGUUUUAUGUGGUAAAUCUAUGAAAUUCCCUUAUAAUGAGUAAGAGAAGAAAAGAAUCCUAAGUAAUAUCUUUGAAAAUAAGGACAAUGCUAAUAAUGCUUCUAAAGACAAAUCAGUUGAACAGGUGUCACUUUCUUUAACCAAAAAUUUGAAAAUCUAAAAAUAAGGAUUGAGUAAUAAAUACCACUUAAUAAAAAUCAAACAAAACUGCAGUCAGCUUAAAUUAUAACAGUUAUAAUUAUAAAAUUGA